Molecule: messenger RNA, 1008 nt
Organism: Lodderomyces orthopsilosis Co 90-125
Lineage: Eukaryota; Fungi; Ascomycota; Pichiomycetes; Serinales; Debaryomycetaceae
Product: diacylglycerol kinase
Exons: 1
Coding region: 1-1008 (335 amino acids)
Biological process (GO): phosphatidic acid biosynthetic process
Cellular component (GO): endoplasmic reticulum membrane
Molecular function (GO): ATP-dependent diacylglycerol kinase activity
Source: RefSeq, a predicted model, not a curated record
AUGUCAGCUGCUGCUGGUACAUUGAAAACCUCAUCACCAAAACCUAAGCCUCAAAAUGUAACUUCAUUUAGUAUGCUAGAUUUUGAUGAAGCCAAGAAUUCAUACAUCGAAGAAGAGGACAGAACAUAUAUUUACAACACCACAAAUGAGGAUGUUUCGUCAGAAGAAGACGAUGACAACGAUGAUGAAGAAGAGGAUGGAAUUCAAGUUUUAUCAAGAAAAAGUUCCGACACCGAUCUAGACGUGACUGACUCAGGUGUAAUGGAAAAGAUAAAUGUAAACAAUCAAAGUAAGGUUGAUAAAAUUUCUUCGUCUCCGGUCCAAGGCAAGUUUAAGCAGUUUUUGGUAAAGCAUGAGAUUCCUAGGAAAGUGUUUCACUCAUCUAUCGGUGUUUUGACUUUAUGGUUGUAUACAAAGGGGACCACGGUCCCACAGUUGUUUGUUCCAUUAUUUACAUGCUUUUCAGGUGUACUAAUCAAUGACUUGGUAAGGCUUCACAAUCCCGAAAUCAACAAGUUUAUUACUUCACAAAUGUGGUUCAUCAUUCGCGAAAGUGAAAGGAAUUCGUACAAUGGGACGUUAUUCUACUUGGCAGGUGUAUUGAUUGUGUUGUAUUUAUACCCAAAAGACAUUAGUGUUUUGAGUAUCUUAUUAUUGAGUUGGGCCGAUACCGCAGCUUCCACAGUUGGUCGCAAGUACGGAAAGUACACACCUAAAAUCGGAAAUAGAAAGUCUGUAGCUGGAUCUUUGGGUAGCUUUGCAGUCGGCAUGUUUGCAGCAUACUUACUUUAUGGAUAUUUCAUUCCAUGUUAUGAUGUUAACAAUCCAGGUGAUAUCUAUUGGACACCAAAGCUGAGUAAGUUGAAUUUUCACGUUUAUUCAAUCCUUGUUGGUUUGAUUGCUAGUGUUUCAGAACUCAUCGACCUUUGGGGAUUAGAUGACAAUUUUACAAUUCCUGUAUUGAGUGGUACUUUAAUUUACUGGUUGGUGCGUUUGUUUCAUAUUUAG